Symbiodinium sp. CCMP2456 is the source of this 570-nucleotide messenger RNA. NCBI's taxonomy places the organism in Eukaryota, Dinophyceae, Suessiales, Symbiodiniaceae. The record is from the annotation of a GenBank genome assembly.
AUGCUGCAGAUCGCACGGGCAUGGAAAUCCUGGGGCAACCAGAACUGGAAGGGCGGCAAGAGUUGGAACAAUUGGCAGGUCCGCCGCGAGCGGAAAGACUUUUGGGAGCGCCAGCGCAUGCGCGAGGGCGCGGAGAUCCUGGCGGUUGGGAACAAGCCGACGGCGCACAUGACGGCCACCGACAUCUUGCCUUUACUGAACGAGCGGCCUUUGCGACUGCAAUUCAAAAUCGGUACCGCGCCCGUCGAAGAUGACAUCAACAGCGUGGACGGCCGGGGGAUGACCUCCUUGAUGAGGACGUUGGAGGCUGGUGAUGAGGAGCUGGCAUUGGAACUCAUGCAAGAUCCCGAUUUCAAAGCGAUCAACGUGCAGGACUUGUCGGGGAAGACGGCCUUACAUUGGGCUGCCGUGGGUGGCCUGGAACGCGCGUGCGCCGAAAUCCUCAGCACACCGGAGUUCCAGCAAGUGGACGCAGAAGAUCGCGCUGGCAAAACUGCUUACGAGGAAGCCUGGGACAUGGGUCAGAUGGAGGUGGUCAAAAUCUUCGAGCUCCAGAAGACCGCUGGGUGA